Messenger RNA from Orcinus orca (killer whale), 1966 nucleotides. RefSeq names its product NADPH oxidase activator 1 (gene NOXA1). The transcript is spliced from 13 exons. Lineage: Eukaryota; Metazoa; Chordata; Mammalia; Artiodactyla; Delphinidae. Gene Ontology annotation, molecular function: superoxide-generating NADPH oxidase activator activity; protein binding. The record is from RefSeq and is a predicted model, not a curated record. Gene Ontology annotation, biological process: superoxide anion generation. The coding region runs from base 248 to 1945 and encodes 565 amino acids.
CGGCCCGCCCCGCCCCUCACCGAGGACCUGGCGUCGGUGUCGGUCCCCGACCCUCCCGUCCUCCUCAGAGGGCCCCCGCAGCCCCACGCCGGUCUCCGGAUCCCGGGGCCCCUGCUCCGCGGUCCUCGGCCCCCAGCCACCCCACCGGACCCGUGACGGGACCCCCAACGCCGCCGGCCGCGCCCGCCGCGCUCCGGCCAGGAAUCUCCGACUUCCGCCGUGGGGCCGGGCUGGUGUUCACGUCGUCAUGCCCUCGCUCGGGGACCUGGUGCGCGACUGGCACCGGGGCGCGCAGGCCGUGGCGCGUGGGGACUGGGGCUACGCCCUGCGCCUCUUCUCGAGCGUCCCGGAGCCGCCCGCCAGGAUGAGCUUCAACGUGGGCUGCGUGCACCUGCUAGCCGGGGACCCGGAAGCCGCGCUGCGGGCAUUUGACCAGGCAGUGACCAAGGAUGCCUGCAUGGCUGUCGGCUUCUUCCAGCGAGGAGUGGCCAACUUCCAGCUGGGGAGGUUCCGGGAGGCCCUGUCCGACUUCCAGCGGACCCUGGCACAGCUGAGGGGCAACGCCGCCAUCGACUACACCCAGCUGGGCCUGCGGUUCAAGCUGCAGGCCUGGGAGGUGCUCUUCAGCGUGGCUGCAGUGCAGAGCCAGCUGGGGCUCUGGGCGGAGGCCACCCACAGCCUAGAGGAAGCCAUCUCCAAGGGGCCGGAAGGGGCCCGCGAUGACCUGGACAUCGCCCUGGGCCAAGUGCAGAAACAGGCCCCCCUGCAGCCUCGGCAGGUCCCCAGGGGUGAGGUCUUCCGGCCGCACAGGCGGCACCUGGAGCACCUGGAGCCCAUGGAUUUCUUGGGCAAGGCCAAGGUGGUGGCCUCCGCCAUCCCUGACGGCCCGCACGAGGAUGCCCGGCCUCAGCAGCCACAGCUCAGGGCUCUCCUAGGCCCACCUUUCAUGGAGGACCUCGACCUCUGUGCUGGCUGGGUGAGGCCUGAGAACGAGGACCCCUCCCCCUUCCCUCCAGGGCCCGUGACACAGGCCCCCCCAGACCUGGUACCCACUGUGGCCCCAGGACGCCCCUUGAUGCGGAGACGGAGGUCAGCUCUGGCCAGGCUGGACGGGCUGACCAUGGCACACUGGUCACCAAUGAUGAGCAGGCUGUCUUGCAGGCCAUGCCCCUCACCACUGGCUCUGCUUGGACAGUGUCUGGGCACCGCCCCCGACGAGCUCCAGGCCCAGGGAAAGCUACCUCCACCCUCAGGGCCCCACCCCGGCCUCAACCCCACCCCGGCCCGGCAGAGCCCCAGCCUGCGGCUUCCCUUGCAGAAGCCUCACGUGGAGCAAGUUGGCCAGUGGGUCCCUCCAGGGCUGCUGGUGGCUGGGGGGCUGGGCCCUGGCUCCUCUGAGGAUCCUGCAGGCGCUGGGGGUGUGGCUGCAGGGGGCCCCGAGUCCUUGGUGACCUUCACAGUGCAGUGCACCUUCACCCUGGCCCUGAGGGCCCCGAGAGGAGCUGACCUGUCCAGCCUGCGGGCCCUGAUGAGCCAGGCCCUCCCUCCCCAGGCCCAGAGUGGGCAGCUCAGGCAUCUCUUUGCAGUUACCGAGACCCUAGUGACAGCAGGGGCUGGGUGCCCCUCACCGGGGAGGAGGCACUGCAGAGGGCCUGGCGGGGCGCGGCUGCCGGCUCUGGGGAGCUGCGGCUACGGUGCCAGGGAGUGGGCGGCCGGCCUGUCCUCUACCAGGUGGUGGCCCGGCACGGCUACUCCGCCCAGGGGCCUGAGGACCUGGCCCUGCAGCCCGGAGACACGGUGGACGUCUUGUGCGAAGUGGACCAGGCGUGGCUGGAGGGCCACUGUGACGGCCGCGUCGGGAUUUUCCCCAAGUGCUUCGUGGUCCCGGCCGGCCGGCGCACAUGAGGAGCUUGGCGCUAAGGAGUCCGUGGCAAGGAGGGUUUAAUAAAGGUGAUCUGCCCCCCAA